AUGUGUAAACUGGCCACCCUCUUCACUUUGGCUCUUCUAUUGAGCUUCAAUUUAAUCCAUGCUUCACGCCCUAAUCCUUCCCUUGAGAAUGGGGGUGUUGCAAAGGUUGAUAUAGAAGAUGAGAAUUGUGAAGAAGGGGCAGAAGAAUGUUUGAGAAAAAGAACACUAAUUGCACAUAUUGAUUAUAUCUACACUCAAGAUGGAUCAAAAAAUAAGAUUAGAAAAUUGAGCAUGUCUAAACAAGCCAUUUUCUUCACUUUGCUUCUUCUCCUAAGCUUCAAUCUCAUCACGAUCCAUUCCUCACGUCCAAACCCUUCACUCAACACUCUCUCUUCUUUGCAUGUGGCAGAGGUAGAUGGAGAGUUUUGUGAAGAAGAAACUGAGGAAUGUUUGAUGAGAAGAACACUAGCUGCGCAUGUCGAUUAUAUCUACACUCAGAAGAAUAAACCCAAACCUUGAUGCCAUCACACACUUUCAAGACCAAAUACCAAUACAAAAAAAUAAUAUACAAUUAAUACUUAUACAUAUAUGUGUGUACCUAUUUCAUAAAUAAACAUGUGUUGAAUUUGAGUUUGUUCUUUUGACCUUGUUGUUGCUUGAUUCUUGUGUUAUCUUGUAUAUGUAUCAAAAGUAUUUAUAUACUUGGCUAUGGUAAUUUCUCAAGUUCUUAAGUUCUUUGUAUGUAAGAUAUGAAUACAAGCAUCCAUCACUAGAUUUUUUAACCUGGAUUUGUACUUAUAAAUUAUAAAUUAUAAUGAAAUAAACCAUUUUUUGUUA
Molecule: messenger RNA, 777 nt
Organism: Vigna unguiculata (cowpea)
Lineage: Eukaryota; Viridiplantae; Streptophyta; Magnoliopsida; Fabales; Fabaceae
Source: RefSeq, a predicted model, not a curated record